This is a messenger RNA of Symbiodinium sp. CCMP2592, 1281 nucleotides long. Lineage: Eukaryota; Dinophyceae; Suessiales; Symbiodiniaceae. The record is from the annotation of a GenBank genome assembly.
AUGGCGGAGCUGACUGCAAGGGAGCGCCGGCUGGUGCACAUGACCUCCAACAUCUUCGAUGAAAACGGCUCUGACAAGUCGGUGUAUUCGGCCAGCAGGCAGAAGGAGCUUCUCGAGAACCUGCGGCAGAGCUACGUGCAGAAGAACGGCGUGCCAGAGGCCAUGAACUUGCCCAGGCCGCAGGAAAUGAAGUAUGCCCUGAUGACGGGCAACCAUGCCGUGCUGCCAGCAAGCAGUGCGGCGAACGGGCCCGGGACAAAGCGGGACGCGCAGUUCAUGCCCAAGGAGUUCUGGUCGACCUCCGUGGAUUUGAAGUGGCACGAUGUGCGGAACGAGCGCUGCCGCCACAAGAGCCACGCAGCGGAGCGUGCCAAUUUGGAUGCCAAGGACAAAAAGACAAGGGAGAUGUCCUCGGAGCUGUUCCAAAAGGAGCGGCUGGUGAAUCGAACAAUGGGCAAAUCAGACCUCGUGGCUGACGGGACCGAUUACCUGGCCAUCGAUUCGUCUCUCCAUGAGCAGCACGGGACAGUCCCCGGCGGUGCCACGGGGAGGCGCUCCUCUGCCAGCCAAAGGCUCCAAGCCAAUCUGGCUGCUUCAGGGUACAACACCAUGCCGCAGCCCGAGGUGGCUCCAGAGGCACCGGGGGGCUAUGCACAGGAACAUCCUCCAAGGAGAAGUGGCAAGGAAAUGCGCAACUACUCCGACCUGUUCGGUUCCGAAAUGGGCCGGCGUCAAGCACCGACGCAGCAGCGCCAGGAUAUCAUUGGCACAUCGACAUGCACUUUCUUGGAUCAUCGCGGUGAAAUUGAGGCAGCACGCCGGGAGGAAGGAAGGCUGGCAGGUGCCACCACCCCUGCAAACAGGAAGGAGGCGGAGAUGUCGUCGACGCUUCAUGGACACAAGACUCCCAGAGGCCAAAAGGCUGCUGAACUGGAGCAGGCACUCGCCGUGGAGCGGGGCGUUUGGGACAGCAAAGAAGGCAUGGCCAUCAAUGCAGAGGUCUCACGUCGCCAUCGCGAGAAAGAGUUCAACAAGGACUUCGAGGGUGAUGUCUUCCAUUUGUCUCGCAAGCAAGACUGCUUGGACUCUUCUCAGGUGAGGGAGAACAUUGGCCAGCCAGCACCCCUCGAGGUGCCCGUGUCUCCCAGAAGUGGGGCUGGCCUCAUGUCGCCUUACUCGCCUACGAGACAAGGGGGCCCGAGCGCUGCACAAAGAGAGAAGAUGCUGCAGUUUGCGAAAGACACAAAGCUUGCCUCACUGCAGUCAAGCAUUUUUUCUUGA